AAAAAGGCCCACCUAAGAAAAAUCCCUACUUUUACCACUUUACCUUGCUUUCAGACAGCCUCUUUCCAACACUGAACUGAAUAUCGUUGACCAGAAGGUUAUAAUUGCUUCAGUUCCCCCCAUGUAAACUUUAACAAGACUCCCUGAAAGCAGGUUCUCAUUUUAUGGGUGGCUAAAAGACAGUUUUUCUGCUGCCUCCAGCCUCUAUUCACAGCAAAAUAAUAAUAAUAAUAAUAAUAAUAAUAAUAAUAAAAUAGCUUAGCAUCCAUACCAGUCCUCCUGCCUGCUUUUCCAAACUGGUGGCGUGUUGACCUCCAUCUACUGUAGAUAAUACACUGACUAUGGAUAAGUACCUCAUACAAUCCCACUUUGAAAAAUCCAAAGUAUCCCUUUAAUUAGUUUACAGAUAUUGUAAUAUGUAAUGUUACAUAGUUCAUGUAUUAGUCUCUUCUCUCCUUUAGUUGGGACCGGAGUCCAACAACCUGGAGGUAGACCAAUAUUUCUACUUUUAUUGUUUUAAGAACCUCGUGUUUUUUGGCCCUGAAGCUGUUUUAAUGGGAUACAAUACAUCCAUGUGGCCACAUGGUGGAGACAAAGACAGAAACAACAGCUGUGCUUGUUUGUCUGCUGCAGUCAAUGACUAUAAUGAUACCAAACACUGCUGUUUUUCAGGUGUUGGUGUUGGCACAGGUGGAAAACCGCCUAAACCAUUCUUUCCAGGAGGAGGUCUUGUCCCAGGAACAGGUGUUGGAACAGGCGCAGGUGGAUAUCCCUAUGGUGGAUAUGGAAUUCCUUAUGGUGCUGGUGCUGGUGUGGGUACUGGAGUUGGAACUGGAGCCGGCACUCUGCCUGGAUCGAAGCCCUUGAAACCUCCAGGUGUUGGUGGAGCAGGAGGAGGAGGAAUCCCACUGUCAGCAGGAACUUAUCAAGGUGGGUUGUAUCCCUCUGGAGUUGGACUGGGAGCUACUGGAACUGGAGCUGGAGCUGGUACUGGAGCUAAACCACCUAAACCAGGCUAUGGCAAUCUCGGAGGUGGCGGUGUAUAUCAGCCAGGUGCGGCUCCUGUGGCUCCUGGUUAUGGAGGAGGUUACCCCCAACAGUACUACCCAGGUGGAUAUGUCCCAGCCCCACUGACUCCUCAACAAGCCAAAGCAGCAAAGUACGGUCCACUGCAGGGCUUCCUUGGUGGUGCAGGAGGAACAGGAGGAGCAGGAGGAGCAGGAGGAGUCUACAGAGGUGGAGUUGCAGGAUGCCAGGGCAAAUACUGUGGGAGGAGGAAGUAGAGCUCACCAUUGUGACCUCAUCAACCAUGGUGCUACUGCAUGAUCGAGAAUGUACAUUUUAUAUCCAAACAAACCCCAUUAGAGAAAAAGAUUUGUGAUGUUUUUUUUGUUUUGUUUUUACUUGACUUAAACGUCUGUUUUAUACAAACCCACCGACCCAGAAUUUUAUCCACACUCUGGUGUGAUGAAUGUUAUUGAUCGUGCUUUUAAUCACUAACGUGGUCAAGUUAAUCAGCUUUAACUCCCCGUAACCGCACUAGCCUACUUAGAAUACAAAGAGUGUGAUUGUGUAACCGUGUGUUGUUUUCGUGCAUAAUUGUGUGUGUGUGUGUGUGUGUGUGUGUGUUUAGUGUACUGUUGUGUGAAAGACUGACUGAACCACAGGCUGCCAAUGUGACCUAUGAAUGAUUUCUCUUUUGGUUUUAAUCCUAAAGAAAGGUGAAGUGAGUGUUACGGCCUCACCUCGCUGUGCAGAGCUUGUCAUCUCUCUGACACGUCAGGUCAGAGGGGUUGGGUUGGCCGAGGCUCGUCCAAAAACUGAUGAAAUCUGGCCAAUCUCUGCGUCGUCUCUGGCUCCCUGUCUUCUCUGCUGCUAUUUUUAGGCCUGCUGGGUAUAAAGCAGCGGGAAUUGGGGCUCCGGCCAACCCAUCUGCUCUCUGUAACUUUGCUGAUUCUAGUUGCUAUGCAGUUCAGUUUUCUCAGCAUUUUUAAUGUUGCCAAACUUGUGAUAUAUGAAGAGCAGUUUGUGCUCUGAGCAAAGACAAUCAAAAAGUGUCUGAUCCAUUACAGGAUGCUUUUAAAAAACCAUGGGGAGAGCAGCGUUGCCUUUUAGUUCCAAGCAGAUAAAAAUCAGAAACAUGUACAUUAUGUAUGUGUGAAUGUUUGAUUACGUGUCUGGAUUAGAUCGCUUUAGUCUGCUUCUAAUGUUUAGUCUCAUCGCAGCAGUUAUUUACAUUUAUGUAACUUGUCAUUACAUGAUUAUUCAAGUUUCUUUUUUUUGCACCAUGCUUUGACUCAUAGCUUUAUUGUUAUCAGGACUGUGUGAACAUAAAACGCAUUUAUUCACUGUUUAGAAUUGUACUACAGAAUAAGACUUUGUUUAAUGGAAGAGUCGAAGUGUUGAUGUGAGACAGAAGCUCCCGUUGUUCUUCAUUUACUUGAGCUGCUUUUUAACCAAAAAAAAAAAAAGGCUUACUGACCAAAGGUCCAUGAGCGCUGUUGCCAAGUGACUCCAUCUCUUUCUGUAAGUGUGUACUGUACUAAUUUGACAUCCGCAGGCUUCGGUUCCUUCAUUCGGUGCUGUGAGAGAACUGUCUUUGAGCCUCGCUGGGUCAGACCUUGUCUUAUGUGCCGUGGGAUACUCUUCAUCUUUAUUUAAAGCUGUUUUUAUAAGGAGGAACAGUGUGGUUUUGCACUUUUUAUAUUUCCACGACACACAUGUGACUUGUUCUCCAGAAUCCAGCAUUUCAUUUGCUUCAUUAAAUAACAAAAUAAAAUGUGUUAAAAGAU
Centropristis striata (black sea bass) is the source of this 2792-nucleotide messenger RNA. Its product is annotated as elastin-like. The record is from RefSeq and is a predicted model, not a curated record. NCBI's taxonomy places the organism in Eukaryota, Metazoa, Chordata, Actinopteri, Perciformes, Serranidae. The coding region runs from base 555 to 1283 and encodes 242 amino acids. The transcript has 10 exons.